AUGUCAGUGUUUAGAUUAGCCUCAAGAUCCGCUAGAGCAUUUAAGCCAAUAAAUUCUUACGGGCCUAUACGUUUUUACUCUCAACUUCCUGAGGGAGAGUACGAGCAGAAGAUUUACAAUAUGUUGAAUGAGAGGUUCUCACCAGCUAAGCUCGAAGUUCAAGACGUUUCCGGAGGUUGCGGUUCAAUGUUUGCUAUCCUAGUAGAGAGUAAAGACUUCAAGGGUAUCCCCAUGGUCAAACAGCACAGGCUAGUGAAUGAACUAUUAAAGGAUGAAAUCAGCCAAUGGCAUGGGUUACAGUUAAAGACGAAAGGUGUGUGA
Messenger RNA from Dujonia railenensis, 321 nucleotides. The record is from the annotation of a GenBank genome assembly. Lineage: Eukaryota; Fungi; Ascomycota; Pichiomycetes; Serinales; Debaryomycetaceae.